This is a messenger RNA of Lindgomyces ingoldianus, 1092 nucleotides long. RefSeq lists its product as uncharacterized. The transcript is spliced from 11 exons. The record is from RefSeq and is a predicted model, not a curated record. Lineage: Eukaryota; Fungi; Ascomycota; Dothideomycetes; Pleosporales; Lindgomycetaceae. The coding region runs from base 1 to 1092 and encodes 363 amino acids.
AUGGGGUCUGUCAUGCUGAAGGAACGAAAGCGAAUAAUACUACGUUUUAUAUAUGGCCAGGAAAGAGUUGAAGAUCGAUUGGAUGAAAACGACAGAAAGAGCUUCUGGACUUGUAGAGAGAGGGGUGGCUGGAUUAUUAUAAGUACAAGCGCCGGCCCCCGGUACGGUGGGUUUCCGACGGCGGCUAAGAAUGUUUCCGAACGAAAGGCGGACAUUUUUGACAAAUCCACAAACAAUGAAGACAUAAUAGCAACGGUGUUAACAAGCGAAAGCGUAUCUGCAGUUUGGGUUGCAAGAUUACAUGGUAGCUUCACUAACUCAGUGCAAAUACACGAUAACAAAAGAGACAUGAUAGAGAGAGCAUUUUCCUGCCUUCCUGCAUCCCAUGCACCUCUAUGGACAUUGCUCGAUUUCAGUCCCCAACAUAUAACUGGCUGGUGUUAUCGACACGAAAUGAUGAAUGCCGCUCACUAUGCUGAUCUAUUGACAAUCCUUAUAGCAUCCCGCUUUACAAAAGGCUGUGUAGUAUACACCUUACAGCAUUUCCAAUUUGAGAUCACUCUAGGACCUAAGCCGAGAGUUCACUUGAACAUGCUCUUUUAUCGCUACUCAAACAGCUCUCCUCAACCCAUUAAAACCUGCUCCAGCACUGCUCUUUUACCACAGCUCCAUAUUCGAUCAAUAAUAAUCACAAACUCCUCCCUAACCGAGUGCUCUACACUAAUACAACACUCUUCCGCCGCACCACUACCAGGCUUACGCCAAGUGCAAAGACCGCAAUUGAUCCUCUACCUUUUCCAAGAAAGACUCGAAUCACCCUUUCCAUCUUUUCAAUCGCUCUCUAGUUCCGAGCCUGUUUUGUGUCGUUCGACGAGUUUGAAACUGCUGGGAUAUUCUGGAGGGUAUGACGAUGCCAUUUCUUGGUUCGCGUAUAGAAUGAAGUGGACUGAGAGUACUGUUAGUAUCUAUAGGAAUUACUUCAGUGUUAUAUCGCUAGGCUGGGUUUCCGUUUCGUGGACUGAGGUUAACUCGACAGGAGAAGGUCAAGGCAAAGAGCAAGAUUGCAUGACCCACAAUACAAUCUAUGAAUAG